This is a messenger RNA of Gossypium raimondii (Peruvian cotton), 1819 nucleotides long. RefSeq lists its product as uncharacterized. NCBI's taxonomy places the organism in Eukaryota, Viridiplantae, Streptophyta, Magnoliopsida, Malvales, Malvaceae. The record is from RefSeq and is a predicted model, not a curated record. The transcript is spliced from 3 exons. The coding region runs from base 311 to 1735 and encodes 474 amino acids.
UUAUUUUCCUAGAGAUAAUGAAUGGGCAGUUUGACCUCAACGGUUUACGUGUUGUUUUGAGAGGGUAAGCGUAAAACCAAGGGAAUCUCAAAGAGUGGAACGGGUGUGAAGCAAAAUUAAGAUGCUGAAUUGCCAAAUCAGGAGGUAAUGUCCGCUUCAAGCUCCGAUUUUGAUACUUCACUCUUUCCUAGGUCAAUCCCUUCUCUCUCUAUCUCUAUUCCUCUCUUCAAGAAUAGAAUCCCUUUCCCACUUUGCCUUCUAAUCACAACGCCAUAGCAAGAUAAAAAAUUUUAAAAAUAAAAAAAAUCUUAUGGAGGAGAAGCAGAAUGGGAGUUGUCGGCAGGGUAGAAAGAAAGCUUGGUUAAUAAGCAUGAGUAGCGGUGGUGGGGGUAUCGAAAGGGUGGUUGCCUUGGGUGGAGCCUUGGCUGUUGCAAGCCUCAUUGCUGCAUUUUCGAUCAAGAAAAGUAGUUGUAGUAAGAAAGAUAUUAGCACCAAUAAGGAGGAGACGGCGAAUGUGGAAGCUACCGACUCUUGCAAAGAAGAAGAUGCAGGUGAAGGGCUACGUUUUAUCCUUCAGGAUUCCUCUUCAACUCUACAUCAUAAUUCAUGUUGUGCAAAUCAUGGAACAUCAAAGAUCGGUGUUGCUGAAAUUGAAACUUCCAAAUUGGUCUUCACCCAAAGUUUGAUCACACUGGAAGAGAAUACGAUUGAGUGCGAAAGAAAGGAGUCUGUAAGUGGUCAGGAAGAGACUCUCAUCCAUGAUGCAGAGCAAGAAAGCAAUGCAAUGACCGGUGGCUACGGCGAUAUUGAAGAGCUUUCACUUUCAGUAGGUGACACUGAGAAUAAUCCAAUGAAUGGGGUGGAGAAUGAGAGCAAUGCCUCUUUGGAGAUGGAAACCAUUGAAAUAACGAUAGAGGAUGAAGCAGUGGAUCAUGUAGAUGCAAAGCAGCCAAUGGCUGAAGAAAGUUCAACACUGCAAUCGUCUUUGUCAUCAAAAGAAGACGAUAAAUCAUCAAUUUCAGCAGGGGAAGAAGAUUAUGAAGAAUAUCCUUUGAUGGAAUCAUUAUAUCCAGCAGAAGAAAACGAAGAAUAUCCAUUGAUGGAAUCAUUACAUCCAGCAGAAGAAAACGAAGAUGAAGAAGAAUAUUCACCACUAAGAUCGUCAUUUUCGGUGGAAGAUAACCGAAUUGAUGAAGAAGAAGAAGAAGAAGAAGAUGAUGAUGACGAUGGAGAGUAUUCAACAAAGGAAUCAUCAUUUUCAACAGAAGAAGAAAAAGACUCAUUGUUGCAAUCACCACUUUCAACAGAAGAUGAGAAUGGUGAAAAUGUUGCAGGGAUGGAAGAAGAAAGCUCAGAAGGAGCAUGGAGCUCUUCCCCAGAACCUAACACGGAGGUAAUUUGGCCAGCAGAGAUGAUGGGGGUCCUGUCACCUGAAUCCAAAGAGAAUGAGAUGAAUGUUAGCUAUCUAGAAUACCAAAUGAAAUCCAAGGAGGAACCCAAAACAGCCAAGAUAGAAACAUAUCAUUAUUUGGCUAAAACCAAGUUUGACGAAAAGAAGAAGAUAGCAACUGAGGAGCUUGUCGUGAUGGAUGUUCGAAAACAACAUUCAGCAGCAAAGAGACAGAUUUGGUUUUGGUUAGGUUUGGUGGUACUGCUGCUAGCUUUGCUUGUCAAUUCCUUACUCCAAUCCAAUUAUGUCUCUAACAGUGUUUCUUUUGUUUUUCCCAUGAAAUAAGAAUAGAAUCAUCCGCACUGAUGGACAGGUGCCAGAAAAUUUAAUUAAUUAAUUAAAUAAACCAAGUUUGUAGAUUUCAUUUAA